AUGUACAUCUCGCCCGGCACAGACGGGACUGGUCGCGACGUGUACCGCGCCCAGGGCAGACUCGAGCCGCGCCAGACUGCAAGAUCUUGCGAAAUUCCACGCGCAACACAAAACCACGUUCCCAUCAUCUUUUGCACAGUCGCUUCCAACAUGGAUUUGUUUUCAACGCUAUUAGCCGCAAAAUCAGUGAACUUCAGCCAGCAAGAGACUCUCAACCACUUCGAGAUCAAAAGUGCAGACCGGGGCGCGGACAAGGGCGAGUAUAUCGAAACAUGA
Messenger RNA from Exophiala xenobiotica, 276 nucleotides. RefSeq lists its product as uncharacterized. Bases 1 to 276 code for a protein of 91 amino acids. The record is from RefSeq and is a predicted model, not a curated record. The transcript has a single exon. NCBI's taxonomy places the organism in Eukaryota, Fungi, Ascomycota, Eurotiomycetes, Chaetothyriales, Herpotrichiellaceae.